AUGAGAGAUGUGUUUUUUUUUUACAGUGUUUGUGAGCGCGCAGGUGAAGGAGGGAGGAGCUUGUUAAAGGUACAUUGAGGAAGACCUGCUUUACGCUCACUUUACCACAGACCGACGAUUAGUUGACAUUUUGGCAUCUGGGAUCACUUGAAUGGUGUGUGUGUGCAUUAAAAAAACACUCGUUCUUAAACACAGACAGAUUCAGACGGAUAAAAGUCGCGCGGGAUAAAGACGAGCCCCGAGGCUGAGUUUUUGACGCACCCAAGUAUGUCCGAAACGCAGAAACAAUCGCGCAAAAACUCGUCCGAUUCGAACCCCUGGAAGAGUCUGGGCAGCCCGACGCUCCUGUGGUCUCCCACCUCCGGGCUUCCCCUGCAGGACGGGCUUUACACGGACGCGAGGUUCCCGGUGCAGAACAUGCCGAUUCAGACCGACGUGGUUUGGAAACGACCAAAGGAGAUCUGUCCGUUUCCUCAGUUUAUUGCGGAUGGAGCCACACGUAUGGACAUCUGCCAGGGAGAACUGAGUGACUGCUGGUUCUUGUCUGCGGUGGCGUCUCUCUCUCUCAACCCUUCUCUUCUGGAUCUUGUCGUUCCCUCAGGCCAGGGUUUUCAGCAGGGCUACAACGGCUGCUUCAAUUUUCGGUUUUGGCAGUAUGGUGAGUGGAUUGAUGUGCGAGUCGAUGACCGCUUGCCGACGCGAAACGGUCAGCUGAUCUAUCUGCGCUCCUCAAACAAAGAUGAAUUCUGGAGUGCUCUGCUGGAGAAAGCUUAUGCCAAGCUGAAGGGUGGUUAUAAUGCUCUGAACAUGGGUUUCCCUCAUGAGGCGAUGGCAGACAUGACAGGUGGGGUUACAGAGGAAUUCAUGGUGCCACCUGACCAUCGAAAACUGGGCUCUUUCCUGCGCCCGCUGCUGCAGAAAGGAGCUCUAAUCAACUGUGCUAACUCAAAGGGUUCUUUUGAGAAGAGCAAUGAGCUUGGGAUUUUGUUCAGACAUGCCUAUUCUGUGACAGGUUUGGAGACGAUCAAGACUACGGUCGGUUCAGUUGAGCUGGUGCGCAUCAGGAACCCGUGGGGUAAAGCUGAGUGGGAGGGGCCUUGGAGUGACAAAAAAGGAAUCGAGUGGAAUAUGGUGAGCGCUGAAGAGCAGCGGCGUGUGCAGAGAAUCCAGCAAGAAGACGGCGAGUUCUGGAUGUCUCUGGCAGAUUUCUGCCAGAACUUUGAGACGAUGGAGGUUUGUCACCUGAGCCAAGACACGCUGAGCGAGAGCGGAAUCAUAAAGCCCUGGAAAUGUACAUCGCAUCACGGACAAUGGAUUCCUCAGCAAGGUACACGAGCAUCGCUGUUCACACACAUACACAAAUAUUACACUGCUUCAAAAGAAGAAUAUAUUCACAUGUUUGUGUUUGCAGGGCCUCCUCAGUACAGUCUGACCCUGUUGGAAGAGGACGACGACCCCAGUGACCCUGAACUAACCUGCUCCUUCCUGCUGGCGCUCAUGCAGAAAUGCGCUCGUCAGAGAGGAAUCCUGUUCCCCGUCGCGCUGCACAUAUACAAGGCCCGAUCCGAGCGGGACGCGUCUCAGUUGAGCCUGGUGCUCAGCACCACUAAAGAUCUUGGUUAUGUCCAGCGGCGAGAGCUGGUGUUUCGCGGUCGCCUGGCGCCCGGUCAUUACAUCAUCAUUCCCAGCACUUCAGAGGCCAGUCAGGUGGGAGAAUUCCUCCUGAGAGUCCUGACCGAGAAAGGAAACAAAACCAAAGCUGUUGAGGCACGAGGACUAGACUCAAGCUCAGUAACUCCGCCAAUGUCUCCACGUCUCGCAGGUCUGCCGCCUGUGAAUGAAGCGAAGGAUCUCUUUGUGAAACACUGUGUGAAGGGGCCUUAUUGUAGUCCAUUGGAUCUCUAUAACCUGCUGACUGAAGCCAUUGCAAAAGGAGUCUUUGCAGGUUGCGAGAAGAAGCUGAGUUUGGAGCACUGCAAGAGCUUUGUGGUGCUCAUGGAUGUAUCCUGCAUAGCUAUAGUGCACUUCUGAUAUCUCUGUCCUAACAAACACACUGGUUAGUGUGCAUGGACACAGAAUAGAACAAGAUAAA
Messenger RNA from Cyprinus carpio (common carp), 2092 nucleotides. Its product is annotated as calpain-3-like. The transcript has 14 exons. Bases 268 to 2031 code for a protein of 587 amino acids. NCBI's taxonomy places the organism in Eukaryota, Metazoa, Chordata, Actinopteri, Cypriniformes, Cyprinidae. Gene Ontology annotation, molecular function: calcium-dependent cysteine-type endopeptidase activity. Gene Ontology annotation, cellular component: cytoplasm. Gene Ontology annotation, biological process: proteolysis. The record is from RefSeq and is a predicted model, not a curated record.